UCCUGAGUCUCCACAUUGGCUUUUGCAGAAAGGUUGGGUGGAGGAGGCUGAGCUCGUCAUACGCCACGCUGCCAAAAGGAACAGAGUCCCUGCCCCUGAGGUCCUGUUUAGGUCUGAUGAGUGCUUGGAACUAAUGCAAAAUGAAGGUGAAGAUGAGCAGACAUAUACUUAUGUGGACCUGAUGCGCACCCCGAACAUGAGGAACAUUACAGUUCUAGGUUUCUUCAUAUGGAUGUCUGUCGCCAUGGUGUUCUAUGGUCUCUCUCUCUCAACACCAGUGACCUGAAUGGAAAUGCUUACCUGAACUGCUUCAUUUCUGCAGCCAUUGACAUUGUGGUGUACGUUGCCACUUGGCUGCUGGUUAAUCGAGCGCCACGACCAACUCUCCUCUUCUCCACACUGAUGUUCUGCGGCAUCACGCUUCUAAUCAUAAAGCUGGUUCCCGAAGGAGUUUACAGCACAGCUCUCCCGUACAUCAUCUUUGGUACAAUCAGCAUCAUGGCCGCUGUCGUUAGCAUGUGGCUGCCAGACACCAGAAACAACAAACUUCCUGACCUUAUCAGCCAAGCCAAACCUAUCAGAGGCUGUUGCUAUCCAAAGGAAAUUCCUGCAACCCAGUCAGAUACAACUGGAGGCUGUAAAGAAAUGAGCAAGAGCGCCAUCUGCUGAAACAGAAAUCACACAGCAAGAGUUGCGUGAUCACCAACAGUCUAUGGUGAUCACAGACAAAAGCCAUCAAAAUGAAUAUGCAGUAUUUCUGUGUUUUCCAGUGUGUUGGUGAGACAUUCAUGUUGUUUAUGAGAGAGAGCUACUCAGCUUCUCUGGUCUUUCCAAAACUAAGUAGUACAGAAUAAGCUAUAUUUACAUUUAUGUCAUCUCUAAAAUAGUGUUUUAUACAUAAAGAGCUAAAAAUCA
Thunnus maccoyii (southern bluefin tuna) is the source of this 915-nucleotide messenger RNA. Its product is annotated as solute carrier family 22 member 4-like. The coding region runs from base 229 to 669 and encodes 146 amino acids. NCBI's taxonomy places the organism in Eukaryota, Metazoa, Chordata, Actinopteri, Scombriformes, Scombridae. The transcript is spliced from 5 exons. The record is from RefSeq and is a predicted model, not a curated record.